Iphiclides podalirius (scarce swallowtail) is the source of this 474-nucleotide messenger RNA. The record is from the annotation of a GenBank genome assembly. NCBI's taxonomy places the organism in Eukaryota, Metazoa, Arthropoda, Insecta, Lepidoptera, Papilionidae.
AUGUCGAUCCGCAAUGUCCAGGCAUCGCUGAUGAGCCUGUGCGCGUGGCUUCUGGUAGGGUUGUCGACGACGGCAGAAGCCGCCACUUUAGCCGACGCCCAAUUUUCGACUCGAUGUACUGAAAACGUCGAUUCUUCGGUGAGUGAGGAUGGCGCCACGGAAACAGAAAAGCCGCAAUUGGACGAUGUUUCUACUGAAGAAAAAUUUACCACAGAUGUAGACAUAGCAUCAGAUGAGCCAGACGUGCCUCAAGAUAAGGAUAUUGCGGAAACCCAAGUCCCAAGUACACUCCCUGAUGAGCCAGACGUGCCGGAAGAUGAGGAUGUUGCGGAAACCCAAGUCCCAAGUACACUCCCUGAUGAGCCAGACGUGCCUCAAGACGAGGAUGAUACGGAAACCGAAGUCCCAAGUACAUUCCCCGCGUAUCAGACGCCUUUAAAACCGAAGCAGCCCGAGUUCUACGUGGACGAUCCC